Molecule: messenger RNA, 304 nt
Organism: Amoebophrya sp. A120
Lineage: Eukaryota; Dinophyceae; Syndiniales; Amoebophryaceae
Source: the annotation of a GenBank genome assembly
AUGUACUACAUCUUUUACUUUUUUCUACACAACAACGCGACAAACGCAGUAGCUUAUCCAAAACUACUGCCGCAAAGCUGCAAAAUAUGUUGUGACAACUUCUACAUAACACGACCUGCGGUAGAAGUGGUUCCUUUACCUUAGCUUCCCCACCGCCCCGGUUCUUCGAAGAUGUUGAUCAUCUUCACGAGGACAUGAUAGACCACCUGCCUGCUUCCAUAGCAUCAAGCAGUAGAAGAAAAAACUACAGUUUCCAACUCGUACCCGCCCCCUCCGCACCUUGAGUCCUCGGAAAAGUACUUAC